Molecule: messenger RNA, 4742 nt
Organism: Pecten maximus
Lineage: Eukaryota; Metazoa; Mollusca; Bivalvia; Pectinida; Pectinidae
Product: deoxynucleoside triphosphate triphosphohydrolase SAMHD1-like
Exons: 17
Coding region: 144-1982 (612 amino acids)
Biological process (GO): dGTP catabolic process
Cellular component (GO): nucleus
Molecular function (GO): dGTPase activity; protein binding
Source: RefSeq, a predicted model, not a curated record
CUGUGCGGAAGGAGACUGGUAAUUUAAGGUUGUGAUGCGGUCACAAGCAAAAUACUUUCGCGCAUUGAUAUAUGUCACUGAAUUAAGAAUACUGUAAAUACCAAUGAUGUAGCAGAUUGAAUACAGAAGCUGAAGAUGUCAACAUGGCAGAACAAGGUAUGAUGCAAAUAGAUCAUAAAAGGCCUCCACCAUUCCUGUACUAUCCACUGGACCGAUGGACGCCUAACAACAUAGCUGAGUAUUUCACUUGGAAUGGAUGCUCAAAGCUUGCAAAAAUACUGAAAGAUAAAAAUAUUUCUAACAGACGCUUGCCGGAGUUAACUGAAAAAGAUCUGCAGGAUUUUGGUAUUGAAUCGAAGAAAGACCGCGAGGAAACAAUGAAGAUUGUAAAAGAAAUCCUGGCCAGUGCCAUACCUGAAUACCUAAAGAUUUUUAAUGACCCCAUACAUGGCCAUAUUGAGCUGCAUCCAUUGUGCGUGAAGAUCAUUGACACGCCCGAGUUCCAGAGACUACGAUUCAUCAAGCAGCUUGGGGCUUGCUACUUUGUAUAUCCAGGAGCUGCUCACAACAGAUUUGAACAUAGCCUAGGAGUUUGCCACCUAGCAGGAGAACUGGUUCGAGCUAUCGGGGACAGACAGCCUCAAUACCAUAUCACCAGUACUGAUAUUCUUUGUGUAGAGAUCGCUGGCCUCUGUCACGACCUUGGCCACGGUCCGUUUUCUCACCUAUUUGACAGGAAGUUCAUCCCUGAGGCCAUUCCCGGGGGCAGGUGGGAGCAUGAGCAAGCAUCUGUUGAAAUGUUUGAUCAUCUUGUGAAGAAGAAUGGGCUGGAAGAAGAAUUUAAAAAGUACGGCCUCGAAUCGGCCGAUCUUACCUUCAUCAAAGAGCAAAUCAAGGGACCAUCAAAAGAUGAGUCAGAGCGCCGGAAGAGUACUUCUGAUACCAUUGACCUUGACCACAAAGACUGGCCGUUUAAGGGACGUGACAAAAACAAAGGAUUUUUGUACGAGGUUGUUGCUAACAAACGGAAUGGUAUAGAUGUGGAUAAGUGGGAUUACUUUGCCAGGGACUGCCACAACCUUGGUAUCCGAAACAAUUUUGACCACCUGAGAUUCAUCAAGUUUGCUAGAGUUCUGUCUGUUGACAAAGAAUAUCAAAUCUGCUCCAGGGACAAGGAGGUCCAGAUGCUGUAUGACAUGUUCCACACACGUUUAACACUACAUAAGAGGGCCUACCAGCAUAGAGUGAAUGUCAUCAUAGAACGCAUGAUAACAGAGGCGUUUUUGUUGGCCGACAAAUAUGUGAAGUUUCCAGGGAAAGGAGGAGAUCUUAAAACUAUGUCCCAGUCCAUAGACGACAUGGAGGCUUAUUCCAAAUUGACUGAUGGCGUGUUUGAGCGCAUCCUCUACUCCACAGACACAGAAAAUGACAUGGUGGAAGCCAGAGAACUCCUCACUCGAAUCCUUCAGCGCAAGCUUUACAAAUGUGUAGGCAAUACCAAACCCAAAGACAAGGCCUACAAAAAGAAAUCUGAGGCUACGAAAAUCAAAGCUGAGAUUGUUGGCAUGGGAACCGUUGGUGACAGGCAAGCUUUGGAGGCUAAUCUCAUUGUUGAGAUUAUGAACAUGGAUUUCGGCAAGGGAGAGGAAAAUCCCAUUGACGACGUUCGCUUCUAUGACAAGAGAAAUUCCGAAGAACCAAUGCAAAUACGAAAGGAAGAAGUCUCCCAUAUACUUCCAAGCAAAUUCACAGACCAAUACAUCUAUCUAUUUAUAAGAAAUGAUGAUCCAGACUUUUACCAGAAAGCUUUGGACACUUUCCAGAAAUGGUGCAAAGUCAAAACCUACCCUUCGCCUCGGGGAGGUACCUUUUCAAACGCUGAGAUGACUCCGUACAAACGCCCAAAUCCAGAUACAGAGGAGGACCUUGUGAGCAAAAGAGAAAGGCAAGAUAGCAAGAAACGAAAAUUGUUAAACAAUUGAAUUCAGUGAAAAAGAAAUCAGUAAAGUAUAACGGAGGUGUCUGGAUGGAAACAGACAGCAGAGAUGUGGUAUAUUGAAUUUUAAUGGACAUUUGGAAGGUCCGUUGGUUUGAAUAUCUUCGUGUUUAGAUUGUGAAGUGCUGAAUCAUUUAGAUCUUGAUUAUUUAUGACAGACUUCCCUCUGUUAUAGAUUUAUAAAUGGAUGUUGUGGAUCGAUAGAAAAUACAACUAGUCACAAGUUUUCUUAAGUGUGGCGUAAACAUUUAAUUUCUGUGCUUUAUAUAUUCAUGUAUUUGAUGCAAAAAAAAUCUGUUGUCUGUUAUGAACAUAUAUAUAUAAUUAUAUACAUGUAAAUACACUGAAGCUGCCAGUGUGUUAUUGUUAAUUAUACUUACUGAACUAUAAAAGCAAGUAUUGCUGCCAAAGGGAGACCACUCUUCAGUUAACAGAAGGAUAUAUACCGGUGUCAUAUAAGAUAAGUAUCCCCCAUAGGAUUUGUAUCCGGAUACUAAAACUGGCCAUAGGAUUUGUAUCCCCCCCAUAGGAAAAGUAUCCCCCCUAUUCAUAUGAAACCUUAUCUGUAUAUGGGUGUUCAAUACAAUGAAUUUAUAUACUAGAAAGUAUUAAUGAACUCUUUUUUUGAUAAUUGGAGGAUUAAAGGAGUUUUUAAGAUAUUGGGAGAAUGGACUGCAGGGGUGUAUGUUUUAUAUACAGACUUAUCUAUUUAAUCAUGACAUGUCAAUUUAAGUGACAGCAAAUAUGAUAUAAACAAUUUGCAGUGGUUCCCUGUUCACUUUUAUAUAUGUGUUCCUCCCUGCAUACCUGGUGACUCUUACACCUAGGUGUAUAUAUAAUGAUUGUCAUCAAAGACAAUUAGGGAGGGGUGGUGAGCAGUCAUGCAUGGGGUCAGGGUGUGAUGUACUACACACAAUCAGCAGGAUGGCCAUGGACUUGACAGGUGUGAAUUUAUUGUGGAUGAUGUGUGUUAUGACAAGCAUUUUUUUUUUUUAAAGUCUUAAACUUAUAAAUAUUAGGAUUUGGUUUGGUUUAAGGAAAAUAGCUCAUAGAGAUUUAGGUUUUUUUUAUUUAAACAUUUAUUACCAUUAUCAUAUUGUCCAAAUUUCUUUAGUAUUAAUUAUUAUUAUAUAUAAUCUAUAAAUAUAAGUUAUUACCUAGUACUGUGUGAUAUAAAUGAAUAUUUAAUAAUGGCUUUGAUUUAUUAAAGGUAUAUAUAUAUAUAUAUACAUACCGUUUUUUCCAAUUUCCAGAAAGACAUGGAUUUUUACAUCAACAAUUAAAAAAAAUUAAGUUUUUGCUGGUUCGUUUCAAUAUGGUUUUCUCCAUUCACAACUUGACAAGAUAAAUUGGAUGCAUACAAUAUUAACAAAACAAAAAUAAGCUAUCUUUUAACAUCCUUUCUUUAACAUAAAUAUGCUGAUUUCUAUAGCCAUAGCAUUUAUAUCCCCUCAUUUGUUAAUUAAGUUAAUUUCUAUAACAGUAGGAUUUGUAGCUCCCCUACUUUAUGUCAUUUAAUCUGAUUUCUAUAGCCAUAGGAAUUGUAUCCCCCCUACUUUAUGUCAUUUAGGCUGAUUUCUAUAGUAAUAGUUUGUUUAAUAGCACUGUCUCAUUUAAUCCUUAGAUGUGCAUGUUAAUUUUUCUGUUCAUUCCUAUUUUGUUAUUUUUUUGUAUAUUUUGUUUUUCUUAAAGAGUGUUUUUACUGCAAGGAGAUCUAAGGGAUCCUAAGAGACAAGAAGGAUUCUUGAAAAUGUGUAAAUCAUUGAGUGCUAAAAUGAUUAGAUUUUUAUUAAGGGGACUUUUUUAUAGCAGUGCUCUAAAAAUGUAUUUUAAGUUACAGAAGGAUGUCCACCUGACCAUAUGUUUAAUGUGUUUCGGAUUAAGAACAGUGAUUAUUUGAAGAGAUUAAAAUUGCCAGUGAUUAUAUUAAUUUAUUUGAAGAUCGAGAUUGAACUUGUCAGUGAUUAAUUAGGAAUGAAAACCGGUCCAGUCCAUGGUGUUUAUACACAUCAUGAUACAUGAAACAUUUUUUUGUAAUUUUGAAACAGUCACAAUCAAGUUUUAUAAUGAUUUAUCAAUCUUUUUGUUUUUAAUUACCUUUCAACUUAUCUUUUUAGUCCAAGUGUUAACAAUUGCUAUUCAAAUGAUAUGAUUAUUAUACUUCUACUGCGUAAACGCAUAUCAGUUUUAUCAUAAAAACACGAGUGCUUUUUACAUUAUUGUUGUUUAUAUAUCAAAACAAAAGUGAUUAUACAUAGGAGUGCCAAUUGUCUAACUGGAAAUCCGCCUGUUGUCGAUACUCAACUGACUGCUUUAUUGUCCAGCAGGAAGUGCCGUUCUUUAUAUUUUAUGUUCCGAAAAUCGGUUUUGGUUUUAUUUGUACAUUAACAACAAGAUGGUAAUAUGUUCAAUAUACAUAUAUCUCAAUCAUACAUAGCAAUGGCAUCAUAAUUAUAUGAUUAUAUACAUCUCAAUGUAAGGCUAAAAUUCAAAUUUUGCAAUUGAUUAAUUUAUCAAAACUCAUUUUCAUAAGUUACAAUUAGCACUGACGUUUUUCCUUUUUAAAAGUUCAGUAAUUACUCUGUUUAAGAAAUUCACCUUUUUACCAUGUGUAAUUGUUUACUCGUCCAUGUAGCUCGUAUAAAUACUUUUGUCCUGCUUUUAUCCCGAUGAUUGUUAAACUGUCUCCUAUUUGAUUUCUGCAUGUGAUAUAUUUUAAUACAUAAUCACUUUAUCUUUCGUCAAA